Messenger RNA from Anguilla rostrata (American eel), 1551 nucleotides. It is a transcript of the gene tstd3, whose product is annotated as thiosulfate sulfurtransferase like domain containing 3. NCBI's taxonomy places the organism in Eukaryota, Metazoa, Chordata, Actinopteri, Anguilliformes, Anguillidae. Bases 123 to 680 code for a protein of 185 amino acids. The record is from RefSeq and is a predicted model, not a curated record. The transcript is spliced from 4 exons.
AUCAUUACGAGCCCGGCAUACGUAACUGUCAACUAAAGUCAAGCUGGGAACAGUGACGUUAGAUGGUCAACCUCUGUUGUACUGCCGUAGGACUUCCUUAUCUAAACAUUUAAAAAAUCACCAUGAUGGCUUUCAAAGAAUUUUCGAAGAUAACCGGAAUACUUCCACAUAUUUUGUCCAAAAGGAAUUUCAUUUCACUCGCUUACCCUAGAAGAUCAUUUUUGCCUUGCUCCACCUGCACGACUCAAUCUGUUCAUGUGCCGUCAUCGAAUGUCACCUUCAGCAGGGGAACUUUGUUGCGCAGUUACUCCUCCGCGUCGGAUACAGAAAUAAAUAUCUCCCGUGAGCAGCUGAAGCAGCUACUCGCUAGUCGGACGGGUGUGGUCAUCGAUGUCCGUGAACCAUGGGAACUCCGAGAAUACGGAAUCAUUCCUGGAACAGUUAAUAUUCCUCUUGGGCAGGUGGAUCUGGCGUUGCAGCUCAACCCUGAGAAGUUCAAGGAGAAAUACGGAGGAGACAAGCCCUCUCACUCUGACAACAUCGUCUUCUCCUGCCUGGCUGGCAUUCGCAGUAAAAAAGCCCUGGACACAGCUGUCUCUUUAGGAUACUCCAAAGUACAACAUUAUCCUGGUGGAUUUGAAGAUUGGGCAAAGAAUGAAGUAUUACCGACUAAACAUUGAAGUGUCGUUCUUUCACCAAAUGUCUGAGUGCACUUGUGCAAGCACUGGUUCCCGAAAAUGUUUCAAGUAAAGGACUGCAUGCAAGGAAUCAUUUUUAUAUUUUUAAAUGGUGUCAGGCUUUUGAGUUGAUUUUAUAUAAUGAAGGUUAACUGUCCUCAUUCUGGCUCUUCAUUGAGAAAUAAUUUUGAUUAAAGCUGUCAUUUUUGACCAGUGUCAGGAUCAAUAAAAGAAAGUAAUAUAUUUCAUUUAAAUAUGUGUGUGUAUAUAUAUAUAUAUAUAUAUAUAUAUAUAUAUAUAUAUAUACAUAUAAAUGACAAAAAAGUUAUAAUAUAUUUAACAUUCAAACUAUUAUGUAAAGACACAUUUUUUGAAAAUGUGUUUUGAUUUGCACAAAUCUUUCAUUUUUGAUAAUGUACAUUGUACUGCCUGAGUUGCAUAUAAUAAAAAGGAAUAUAUUCUCAUAUAAUGAUAAAUAUUGAUGUGACUCUACUAUAGCUUCAUAGGGCUUGCGCAGUUGGUGAUUGCAAGAGGACUUUCGGUUAGGGGUCUGCGUUUCAUCACUCUCUAGAGACCCUUACUGAUUGAUUGGGUGCUCUUGGACUGCAUGCCAAAGCAGCAUAGGAAAUAGGAUGAUUCCAAAGGUCCUGAAUGACAGGGGCCCUCAAAAAUAUUAGAAUAUAAUAUUCAUGACUUUUCAUUGGUCGGUUAUUGAAUCUGACAUUAAUAUUUUACUGAAAAUGUAGUAAUAAAAAUCAUGGAUUCUUUUUCUUUUUUGUGGGGUGGCCUGGGGUACCCUGGCGGUGCCCCUGUACCUCAUACCUUCUGGUCUGCGUCUGUGCAAGCCCUCAAUAAACAUCUACCCCUGUCUAUA